This is a messenger RNA of Westerdykella ornata, 1569 nucleotides long. RefSeq lists its product as uncharacterized. NCBI's taxonomy places the organism in Eukaryota, Fungi, Ascomycota, Dothideomycetes, Pleosporales, Sporormiaceae. Gene Ontology annotation, biological process: magnesium ion transport. The transcript is spliced from 2 exons. The record is from RefSeq and is a predicted model, not a curated record. Gene Ontology annotation, cellular component: membrane. The coding region runs from base 1 to 1569 and encodes 522 amino acids. Gene Ontology annotation, molecular function: magnesium ion transmembrane transporter activity.
AUGCUUAUGUUCAUCGUGGCGAACCUGGUGGGCAGCACCAUUCAGAUCACAACCCUGCCGCUACCAGUUCUCUCAACACUGCAGGCAUCUGGACUCGUGUUCAAUUCCAUAUGCGCCUCCAUAAUCCUGAGCGAACCUUUCACUCGCUACUCCCUUGCCGGUACCGUUCUAGUGGCAGCUGGCGCAGGACUUAUUGGAACGUUUGGUGCCAUUCCGGAACCUUCCCACAAUCUUGACCAGCUCCUCCGACUUCUUAGGCGUUAUCAAUUCAUAAUAUGGAUGAUCGGGACUUUGGUCGGCGUCUUGCUCCUCCUGGUUGCUAACUGGAUCCUCAAACGCUUACAUCCACGCGGGACGCCUCGACUCCGACUUAUUCGAGGAAUGGUGUUUGGCUCCAUUAGCGGCAUCCUCUCCGCCCAUUCGCUGCUCAUCGCCAAGAGCGCAGUGGAACUCCUGGUACGCACCAUCAUAGACCGGCAUAAUGAGUUCAAGAGGUGGCAGUCCUGGAUGAUCCUUAUUGGUCUCGUUGUUUUUGCCUUGACCCAGCUUUAUUACAUGCACCGCGGCCUGAAGCUGUGCAGUACCAGCGUUUUAUAUCCACUGGUGUUUUGCGUCUACAACAUCAUCGCGAUAAUCGACGGUCUCAUCUACUUCCAUCAGUCAUCCAGACUAUCAAACUUGCAGGCUGGCCUGAUAGCUCUUGGAACCAUAAUUCUCCUUGCUGGAGUCGUCUCGCUCAGCUGGCGGCUCGAAGAACAUGAAGAGGAACCUACUACCCCUCUGGCACACAAACGCUUUGGCGUGCCUCCUCCACAGAAUGUCCUGACGCCUGGCAUGGCUUUGGUACAUGGCACGAUGGACGAAGAAUUCGAAUCACCAAUCGAUAUAGAAGAUCUAGAACCCGGGAUGCACGGCGCAUUGACCGACCGGCGGCAGCGCCAGGCUGCCGAUGAGCGGACCCCGCUACUCGCCCGCGCUCCUACAGGCCCUGCUGUUGUGGUCUCACGACGCAAGAGGAAACACCCUGUCAUCGACACAGGUGGGCAUCUCAGUCCCCGAGCUACGCUCUCCCCGGGCCGACCACCGAGACAGCGGCGCAUGACCAUUGCGCAAGGCACGGACGAGAUAUGGGAUGCGCUCAAUGAUCGAGAGCAUUUGUCCCCAGGAAUCCCAUCCCCGGGCACGGAUCGCAAACCGCGAUCCGGGACACUCCCGCCACGGAGAAUCGGCUCGUCAUCUAGCUGGCUCCAACAGAUGCGCAGACGCUCUUGGUGGGAAUCCACAGGCGGUGGCAAGCAAAGGAACACAGGUCUACCACAUGCCGAGCGAAACGGGCAAAGCAAUGACAAUGGCCACCAAACUCCCGAACCUGAUGAUACUCAGUCCGACACAGACGUAGAAUCAGGUCCUAUGUUAGGCAGAACGCGCAAUAGUCGGAAUAGAGGGAGUACUGACUACGUGGAGAACCAAGGGUCUAGUGGGGAUUGGUUCAAGCUGAGGUGGUGGCGGAAGAGGUGGAAGGAUAGAGAGGGAGAUGAAGACGAACAUGAUCAUGACGCUACCAUUUGA